Botrytis fragariae is the source of this 705-nucleotide messenger RNA. RefSeq names its product putative ring finger protein. Lineage: Eukaryota; Fungi; Ascomycota; Leotiomycetes; Helotiales; Sclerotiniaceae. Bases 1 to 705 code for a protein of 234 amino acids. The transcript has a single exon. The record is from RefSeq and is a predicted model, not a curated record.
AUGGCAGAUAAUCCCUCCCCGGAAAUCCGGUCAUGGUCAGACGCCCAGCAAAAUGUAUUUGAUCACCACUCUGCUUGGUUUGAUAGCUUCAUACAAUCACAACAAAUGGCUAAUAUUUCACAGAAUUCAGUACAUGGUGUCAACGGAGCAACUCGAAGACCGACGUUAGGAUGGUUUAGAACACGUCGAGAAGCAUGGCAGUCAUCUGAAAACCACGCGGAAAUAGAAGUGGGUUCUCAAACCGAGGGUGAAGAAGCACGGCAGUCAUCUGAAAAUCACGCGGAAACAGUAGUGAACUCUCAAGCCGAGGGCGGAGAAGUUCGACUCCUGGAGGAUGAGGGUCAACCUAAUCCUCCGCCCUCGAUCUUUGAAGAUGACACGAUGAUCAAACGCAAUUGUUAUGAGGAUUUUAGACUUGAAAAUAUUGAAAACAAACUUCUUCCAGUAUCUGACUGCCACUCAGACCACUGUCCUAUUUGCCAGGAAAAGUACAAUACAACCUUAGAUGCUUCUACUGUGGUCAAGGACAUACGUUAUUGCGAUGAUUGCCAGAGAUCGUUUACUAUGAAGCCCGACACCAGCAACUCUCACAAGGCUUGUACAAUGCCAAAAUGCUCGCACGUAUUUGGCAGAUACUGUAUUAUUCAGUGGUUGAAGGACAACUCGACCUGCCCUCUGUGCCGUGAUGAGGUAGAUUUCCAAUAG